AUGACAUUAAAUUUAAUAAGCGAAUAUGAAAGUGUCAUUCGUUCAAUGCAAAUACAGAUAGAAGUUAGCAAAGAGGAUCAUAAAAAUUUAAAAGAGGAAAUAUUACAGUUAAUAUCGGAGAAUGAAAGGCUUAAUAGUUUACUGGAAAUAGAAUUUAAACAAAAAAUAUCAGAAAAUCAUCAAGAUGAAUCUUUUGAUGUAUUUAAAUCACAAGUGGUUUUAAACUUGCAAAGGCAAUUAGAUUUAUGUCAGAAUGAAAAAAACAAAACUUUAGAAUUGUAUGAGACAAGUUUAAGUUUGAUUGAAAAAUUAGAACAAGAAGCAAUUCAGGAAAAGGAAAAUGUGUCUAAAGUGACAGAAAAUGUUAAUUCAACUUAUAUUGCUAAUAAAAGUGUAUUGGAAGCAAAAUUAAAAAAUACCAAAGACCAUUUAGAAAUUGUACUCAAUGACAGAGACCAAGUAGAAAAUGAUAAUAUUAAUUUGAAAACUGAAAUAGCCAAGUUGACGUUAAACUUGGAGUCAAACUGUAAAUUACUGGAAGAUUUAAAGGUGAAAAAAUUGGAAUUGAAAGAAAAAUAUAUUAAAAUACAACGAGAAUAUACAUUGCUUAACGCAACUCACGAAUGCGUAAUUCAGUCUCGAAACGAACUUGAAAAAAAAUUAGACGUGUACAGUAGAAAUAUUCAAGAAUUAAUUAAUAAUAAUAACGAAUCUAAAAAUAAAGUAGCAGAAGCAUUGGACGUUGCAGAAAAAGCAAUUUUCGAAAAAGAUUCCGCUCUUUUUAGAGAACAAAAAUUGCAAGAAGAAGUCAACAGGUUGCAAUUGUGUCUCGAUCACGUCAUUGAAGAAGCUGGUAAAAAAGUGGCUGCAGAAGUUGAAGAAGCGGAAAAAAAAUGUCAAACGAAAUUGAAUAACGUUUUAAAAGAAUUAACGGACGUGAAGAGCGAAUAUGAAAAAAUCAAAGAAGAUAGUAAAAAACUUUCGUUCAAGUAUAAAAAAUUAGAAAAACAAACGACUUCGAAAUUAGACAAGGAAAAGAUUACAUUGAUAAAAGGUUCGGAAACUGAGAUAACAAUAUUGGAAAAUCAAUUGGAUACGGUUUACAAAGAAUUGGAAAUGGUUAAAUUGAGUCACGACGAGGUCACAUCGGAAAAAAAAAAAUUGCAAGCGAAAUUUUCGGAACUUUUGGAAAAACACGAAUCACUCGUUCGCGAGAGAGAAAAACGGGAAAUAACGUUCGAGGAAAUGAUAAAUAAUUUAAAAUCACAAAACGAGGAUAAAAUAAACGAGUUAAACGAAAGCACGAAAAGGUGUGAAUAUUUCAUAAGUCAGGUUCAAGAGCUCCAGGAAAAGAAUAGGAACCUGGAGAAAAUCGCGAGCAAAUGUCAUUGCGAUAAAUUAAAAUCGAAAAUGAAAAAAUUAAACGAAUUACGAAUCGCUCAAAUGACGGAAUUGGAAAAUCACGUGGAAUCACAAAUGAAAUUAAACGACGCUUGGAAAUCCGAAUUGAAAACAACAACGGAAAAAUUCGAGGAAAGAAUUCGGGAAUUGAAAAAAGAAUGUACGGAAUUGAAAUGUAAAAAUUUGAAAAUCAUGGAGGAAUUAAAACAAGCCAAGAGGAUUUUCGACGAAAGAGAACGGGAAAAGAAAAAAGAAAAAUUGAUUGAAAAUUCUCCAAAGUCUGGAAACAAAAAAUAA
Molecule: messenger RNA, 1698 nt
Organism: Pediculus humanus corporis (human body louse)
Lineage: Eukaryota; Metazoa; Arthropoda; Insecta; Psocodea; Pediculidae
Exons: 2
Coding region: 1-1698 (565 amino acids)
Biological process (GO): clustering of voltage-gated sodium channels; cilium assembly
Cellular component (GO): centriole
Source: RefSeq, a predicted model, not a curated record